GUGUAUUAUCUAUGACUACGUGUCUGGAAUCUAUCGAGUGAUUAAAAAUAAAGGAUUGUGGGUAGGUACCUACAUACCUUAUCUAAAAAAUGGAAUAGUGGGACUUGAUAAUUUAAAAGAUAGAUAUAUCAUCGAGUUUUGAAAAGAAUCGAUGAGAUGAAAUGAUAAAUAUUGUACACACAUGAAUGUACUAUGAAAGUGAAGACUGAAGACUACAAUGCGAUGCUUCCUCGAAGGCGAAAUAUAGGCGUUACAGAAAGACUCUUGGAAACAGAAACGGAUUCAUACAAUAAAUUAGAUAAGAAAGGUGUUCAUUACGGGGAAUCGCGGCCUUACGAGAACUCAUCAAAUUCCAAAUCAACAUUGAUUCUUAAAUCAUCUGACCAGGACGUGUUUAAAUUUUUAGAAGAAUUUGUUUUUGAACCAGUUAUGGCUUCAAGAGAUAGAACAAGUGAAUUCAUUUCAACUGUACGCAGUCUCCAAGGACGUUUCUUAAACAAACCAACCGUAAGAGAUGAUAGAAAAGCUGCUGUGUUGGAAACUUACUCCCAAUUCAUGAGUAUGGCAAAAGUAAUUAGUAAGAAUAUUACUAGUACAUAUACCAAAUUGGAAAAGUUAGCCUUGUUGGCUAAGAGGAAAUCAUUAUUUGAUGACCGUCCCACAGAAAUUCAAGAACUAACUUAUAUUAUUAAAGGAGACUUAAAUUCUUUAAAUCAACAAAUUGCCAGACUAGGUGAAAUGCCAAGAGGUCGUCGCAGUAUGCACAGUCAUUCAUCUAGUGUUGUACUCGCAUUACAGUCACGCCUUGCUUCAAUGAGUAAUCAAUUUAAACAGGUCUUAGAAGUUCGUUCAGAAAAUUUGAAGCAACAGAACAGCAGGCGUGAACAAUUUUCAAGGGUGACACCGGUUGUAAAAGAGGUACCAUCUCUAUUGCAACAAGAUGAAGUAAGCAUAGAUUUGGGUGAAGCUACAAGUUUACAAGCACAGCAAUUUGCAUUCAGAGAUGAUACAGACUCAUAUGUACAACAGAGAGCUGAAACUAUGCAUAACAUUGAAAGCACUAUUGUGGAGUUGGGAGGCAUAUUUCAACAAUUGGCUCAUAUGGUAAAAGAACAAGAUGAAGCCAUUGGUAGAAUUGAUGCAAACAUUCAUGAGGCAGAAAUGAAUGUUGAAGCUGGCCACAGAGAAAUAUUGAAAUAUUUCCAAAAUGUAACUGGAAAUAGGGCGUUAAUGUUUAAAGUUUUUGGGGUUUUAAUAUUCUUUUUCAUAUUUUUUGUGGUGUUUAUGGCUUAAUAAAAAAUAACUAUUAAAAACUUAAUUAUUAAUUUCAAUUAUUUCUUUUCCAAUUUAAAUGGCAUCCAAGGCCCACUUCUACAUAUAUGCAUGAUGUAAACAUUACCCUAAACUAUGAUAGAUGAAAUUAAAAUAUAUUUGGUAAUGAUUUAACUUUGCGCGGCCGCCCAUGGAUCAGUACUACUAAUAAGAGCCUAGGGGCCCUGCCGCGCUUCUGAUUAUCGUAAUGGAUGCAUGGAUUAAUUACUGUUGCACCAUUGACCUUGGUAUUCCAUUGUAAUAUUAUGAUGAAAUGUGAUGUAAUGAUGCAUGGACUAAACUGGUGAUGUUAUUAUCCAUUUACUACAAACAUAUACCACAUAUGACAUUAUACUGAAUGUAUUCCAACCAAUACCAAAAAGAAGGUAGCAAUUAUGAACAUCUACAUAAUUUAAAAAACAUUACAUUAUUUACAAUUGAAAUAUAUUGUCUAAGCUUUUUAGAUAUGCUA
Bombyx mandarina (wild silkworm) is the source of this 1783-nucleotide messenger RNA. It is a transcript of the gene Syx5, whose product is annotated as syntaxin 5. The record is from RefSeq and is a predicted model, not a curated record. Gene Ontology annotation, molecular function: SNAP receptor activity; SNARE binding. Gene Ontology annotation, cellular component: SNARE complex; endomembrane system; Golgi membrane. Lineage: Eukaryota; Metazoa; Arthropoda; Insecta; Lepidoptera; Bombycidae. Gene Ontology annotation, biological process: endoplasmic reticulum to Golgi vesicle-mediated transport; vesicle fusion; intracellular protein transport.